AUGAGAUCCCCGCCAUUAAUCAAAGGUAACUCAAGAUCGAGUCUUGCAGAUAGACCGGCUUUGUUUGCAUUGAUGCAUACACUCUCAAAUUCUGAGAUGUGGGUCAACAUUCGUGGUGGAAUUGAACAUGGAAUCCGAAGAUUAACCGUGGAGACUCAUUCGGAGACCGAAGGUUUGCUUUUAGGACACGGUCACCGAGUCGGAGAUGUUUAA
This is a messenger RNA of Botrytis fragariae, 213 nucleotides long. RefSeq lists its product as uncharacterized. The transcript has a single exon. The record is from RefSeq and is a predicted model, not a curated record. Bases 1 to 213 code for a protein of 70 amino acids. Lineage: Eukaryota; Fungi; Ascomycota; Leotiomycetes; Helotiales; Sclerotiniaceae.